AUGGGCGGCUGGUUCAUGGUGCACAACAUCCCGCCCGGCUCACUGAUCUCACUGGCUGCUCUUGGCAACCUGGGACAUUCUAGCGAGAAAGCGCCCCCUAACCCACCCAACACAAAUUUUUUAAAAGCCAUUUCUAAACUCCCCGCCCACACGCCAGCCGCAGCUCCCGCACGCAGCUCACACACGCACAAUGGAAGCGACAUCCGCCGGGACCGGCAACAGCACACUGCCUUCCGGGACAUCGUCCACUCCUCCCCCAGCCAGGAUUGGGUUUUUUUUGUCUUCUCAGUGUUUGUUGCAGUAAACGCCAUCAACGUACAGACGGCGACAAGAGUGGUUGAAGCUCCCAGAGGGAAAAGCGCCAAUUUGCAAUGCUCCUACCAGACCACAGCGACGGAUACAGCCGGAGCGAACGCCAUAUGGUACAGGCAGCCGGAUCAGGUUGAAGUCUUAUCAACAUUUUUUGGAGUCAGUGUCAAUCACAGCGAUGCGGCUUACGAAGGCCGGGUGUCCUUCACUGGAAAUGUCUACGGGAGUGACGCCUCUAUUUUCAUCGACAAACUGACCAUGGAAGACAACGGCACCUACCGCUGUGAGAUCAACAUUCCCAAAGAUCGCACCGGGACCCGCGACGCCAAAGUGGAUCUUGUCGUUUUAGUGACCCCAUCAAAACCGGACUGUGCCAUUGUUGGGACUGCGGAAUACGGUGAGGUCAUCCAGCUGACCUGUGCAUCCAAGGAGGGAUCUCCUGUCCCCACGUAUACCUGGAAGAGCUACAGCCCACAAAAUGUACCUCGGCCCAUACCAGCAACUGCAGUCACAGAAGGAGGAAGUUUGACCCUUAAGAACAUCUCUAUGGAGAGCUCGGGAUUCUUUAUUUGUACAUCUGAAAAUCGAAUUGGAAAUGAUUUCUGCAAUCUCACACUAGCAGUAAUGCCACCGUCCAUGAACAUUGCACUCUACGCCGGUGUGAUUGGUGGAUGUCUGGCUGCUAUCAUAGUCAUCGGUGUCCUCGUUUACUGCUGUUGCUGCCGGGAUAAAGAGGAUAAGGAAGAUUAUGAAAUGGCUGACCGAGAAGAAGAGGAGGAGGAGGCUGAUCACCCCCCACAGAAGGCCCAAGUAAAAGUACCGCAACAACAGCAAAACUACCAGGACGAGGACAACGAGGAUGAAAAUGACCUAGAGGACCAUGACCAUGACCAGCGUAGACCACCCAUGCCACCGGCUAAUAAACCCAGAUUGGUAGUGGAUGCCUAA
Messenger RNA from Nanorana parkeri, 1257 nucleotides. RefSeq names its product glycoprotein A33 (gene GPA33). Gene Ontology annotation, cellular component: plasma membrane. The transcript has 8 exons. NCBI's taxonomy places the organism in Eukaryota, Metazoa, Chordata, Amphibia, Anura, Dicroglossidae. The record is from RefSeq and is a predicted model, not a curated record. The coding region runs from base 1 to 1257 and encodes 418 amino acids.